GAUUAAAACGUUAACUUCUCUGUGCUCAUAGUUCUCAUGUAAUACUUCAUUUUCUUCAAAGUUAUGUAUUUUUACAAAAUCCACUAUUUCUCGGGAACGGUAUGUAGGAGCAUUUCUGCUUCUAGAUUCGUUUUUGGUAUGAGAAAUUCUUUGAGAAUCACAUAUUGGAUUUUACAAAAAAAUUUCGUAUUGUACAGUUUAAUUAAGAUUAAAAUAUCUUCUAAACCAAUAGUUCUUUGAUACAAACAUGUUAAUGCAGAUUCAUAGAGAAUGGUAAGUUGAAUCAAACUGUAGAAUAGUAAAUAUAUGAUUCCAUUUAAUGUAACAAUUCUAUGGUUCCAUUUAAGAAAAAUACUUCAGCUUUAUAUGUUACCUAAACAUUUACAUAAGAAAGAACUAACCAUGUUGGAUUUUCCCGCUUGAUAUUAUAGUGUUUGAUUUCUUUUAUUUGGAAUAUUUUUUAUAAAAAUUAUUACUGUAGGAGAAAUCUAAUUGGUUUCAAUCAUUACUGUAUGUACGUACCUUUAGAGGAAUUUCGCUCACUGUAACUUAUAUACGCGUUAUAAUACGCGUUAAUUAUAACAAACGUUUGAUAUUUGGCUCGAAAACUGAGUGAAAUUCAAAGUGAAAAAGCCAGAUAUCCGAUAAAAGCAGCAGUUGCUCAAUCGAAGCCGAUGAUAUCGGAAAAUGCUCGGCCUCUCAUUUCAUUGAAGUCGAUUUCAAGUGGUUUAAAAGCGUAGGGACUCUCAUAGAUGAGAGACGCUUUAAAAAAAUUUACUUUGUUCGCCUCCUUUCAGCGAUGGUCUCUUACAACGUCGUCGUCGGCGACACGGUGACGAAAGUGCUAAUAAGGGUGACGGGGAUAAGCGAGACGAACAUUUUCGCGCACCGUCAAGUGGUCGUAUUUUUCGCGACCGCUUGCAUCACUAUACCGCUGUGUCUUUAUAGAAACGUUGCUCGUUUGGCCAAGAUCUCUUUCCUCUCGCUGGUGUGCGUCGGCUUCAUCCUCUUGGCCAUCUUAAUACGGAUGGGUACGAUGUCAGCAAUUGUACCGAGCCAAGGUGAUAGUUGGCGGUUUGCGAAUUUUCCUGGCGUAAUCCCAUCGAUCGGGAUCAUGGCAUUCGCGUUUAUGUGCCACCACAAUACGUUCCUCAUCUACGAGUCCAUAGAAAGGGCCACGCAACAAAAGUGGGACGUCGUGACACAUUGGUCACUGUUCACCUCGUUUCUGAUCGCGACGGCAUUCGGUAUCAUCGGCUACGCGACGUUCACUGCUUACGUUCAGGGUGAUCUCAUGGAAAAUUAUUGCUGGGACGACGACCUGAUGAAUUUUGCAAGGGUCAUGUUCAGCGGGACCAUCCUGUUGACCUUCCCGAUCGAAUGUUUCGUUACCAGAGAGAAAUGUACAAAACUUGUUUCAAAGGACGGAAACUAUAUGAAAAAGAAUUUAAAACAGAAAUGCCUCCACUGAAGCGUUUUAUUUCAUUAUUGUACUACAUAAUGGGGUAAGUUAUUAUGCACGUACAGUGCUAUUCACUUGGAUAGCCUCGAAUAGCCCAUAUCCCUUUUUGAUAGGGAAUUAUAUGUAGUAUGAAUAAGAUGCCAUAGAUAUGUAAAUAUACGCAAUUUAGAUAUACAUAUGUAUAAAAUGAUGAAAUGUAGAAUUGUUGUAAAUGUUCCUUCUCUGAUAUAUCGCAAAGCAUCAAGUAUGAUUGACACUAUGACUAAUCACUUGAGGCUGUUCAUGUGGAAGCCAGAAGUCCUUUAUAUUUUUAAUAAUAACUUAUUUUCUAAGUGUGUACAUCAGUAUAAACUAAUGUCAUCUGCUAAUUUAUAAUGCAAACGGGUCUAACUAAUAAGCAAAAAUUUCCAGCAAAAUUUCGUUCUUUGACAUAAGCUUACAUGCAUAUAUCAAUUUUAAUUCCUCAUUAUUAGUUAUAAUUUCUUUAAUAUCGAUAAUUUUAAUUCUUUAAACUUCUCCUUCUCCGCUGAUUGCUAAACAAACAAUAUUCGAAUGUUCGACGUUAUGUGGUGGUACAUCAUUAUUUUUUUAACACAGUCUAGCCAGAUUUCUUUCGUUAUUAUACAGAGUGGAGAAAUAACUAUUACCACCUCAAAUAUUUUCUAAACUAUAAGUUUUACAAAAAUAUUUCUUGGCCGUCCAGUGAUAAUAGUUUUUCAGCAGGUGGAGGUACUUCGGACAUUUGAAGGUCAUCACCAUUUUCUUAAAUGGAUCGGUAUAUUUUUGCUUUCGUAUCAUGAUAGAGAAUCUUAA
Ceratina calcarata is the source of this 2275-nucleotide messenger RNA. Its product is annotated as putative sodium-coupled neutral amino acid transporter 11. Gene Ontology annotation, molecular function: L-amino acid transmembrane transporter activity. Gene Ontology annotation, cellular component: membrane. Lineage: Eukaryota; Metazoa; Arthropoda; Insecta; Hymenoptera; Apidae. The record is from RefSeq and is a predicted model, not a curated record. Bases 800 to 1471 code for a protein of 223 amino acids. The transcript has 3 exons. Gene Ontology annotation, biological process: amino acid transmembrane transport.